CUUUCUCUGAGUUCUGCUUAUUCCGGCUAAACUCUAGAUUCAGUCAGGAAACAGAGGAAAGGCUUUCAGGUUUUCAAAUCCUGAACCAGUCGGGAUUCCUUAAAAACAGGCGUUUAGGGUUCAUUCCACUAAUGUGUCCCGUGCUGGUAGCCGUCACCCGGCUAGUGACGCAACUCGAUGCUCUCGCUGCCCGCGGUCGCCGGGAUAUCAAGAUGGCGGCGCCCAGGAGCUGUGUUCUAUGGCGCUACUGUGGCCGCGGGUGGUUGCGAGCAACAGGAGACUGCAGGCUCCCCGGGUUUCGUAGAUCCUGGCCCUGGGCCACGCUGAGUGCGCGGUACUUGUCCCAAGAGAAGCGAGCCACGGAAACGCACUUCGGGUUUGAGACUGUGACGGAAGAGGAGAAAGGAGGCAAAGUCUACCAGGUGUUUGAGAGCGUGGCCAAGAAGUACGAUCUUAUGAAUGACAUGAUGAGUCUCGGCAUCCAUCGUGCUUGGAAGGAUUUGCUCAUUAGGAAAAUGCACCCGUUGCCUGGGACCCAACUACUCGAUGUGGCUGGAGGGACAGGCGACAUCGCAUUCCGGUUCCUUAGUUAUGUUCAGUCGCAGCAGCAGAGAAGACAGAGGAGACAGCUGAGGACUCAGCAAAAUUUAUCCUGGGAUGAAAUUGCCAAAAAGUACCAGAAUAAAGAGGACCCCUUGGGAGGUUCACUGGUCAUGGUCUGUGACAUCAACAGGGAGAUGCUAAAGAUUGGAAAGCAGAAAGCCUUGGACCAAGGAUACACAACUGGACUUGCGUGGGUGCUGGGAGACGCUGAAGAACUGCCCUUUGAUGAUGACAGAUUUGAUGUUUACACCAUUGCCUUUGGGAUCCGGAAUGUCACACACAUUGACCGGGCUCUCCAGGAAGCUCAUCGGGUCCUAAAGCCAGGAGGACGGUUUCUCUGUCUGGAGUUUAGCCAAGUGAAUGACCCCCUUAUCUCCAGGCUUUAUGAUCUGUACAGCUUCCAGGUCAUCCCUGUCAUCGGUGAGGUCAUUGCAGGAGACUGGAAGUCCUACCAAUACCUUGUGGAAAGUAUUCGGAAGUUCCCAAAUCAGGAAGAAUUCAAGGACAUGAUUGAAGAUGCAGGCUUUCAGAAGGUGACUUAUGAGAGCCUGACUACAGGGAUUGUGGCCAUUCACUCUGGCUUCAAACUCUAGCCCCUUUUCUAUUGUGGAGCACAGGCCAGUCAUUUCUACUGAAGCCGGGGACAGAUCAUCUCCCUGAUGAGACAGCAGCUGAGUAUUCAUCUCCUCUUAAGGCCAUAAGACUUUGGACUCCUGUUCUGCACUGACCAGUCUCAUUAGCAGCUGCCCAGGCUGCUGAGGCCUUCUCCCAGAAACGUGUGGCCUGGUUUUUGCUGGACUCCUGCUAAGGUUUAGCUGUGCAGUGUGGGAGUCAGGGAAGACCAGCAUGAUUGCAGUUUCGGAGCUUAUUCCUAGCCUCUCCAUGACAGAUGUUUUCUAGAGGGAUAAUGGGUCACUGGAACCCAAGGAGAAUUUGAACCAGCCCUUCAGACUAGAAUUGAAUCUAGGGCCAACAGCCACCGUCCAUGUCAGAAUGCUGACAAUGUCAGCACCUCCCCCAGCCUUCGAGGUGCUCAAUAGUGAGCACCUAUGAGAAUGGGGCUGUAGGUGCAGCUCAGUGGAGCACACACCGUGGAGGCCCUGGGUUUGGCGUGUACCAGAAGCAAGCAACAGAAGUAGGAAUCUGGGAAGCAGUGAAGUUUACAAUUUGGGUGUGGUGGUUAUUCUUUCCUGGAAGAGGUGACACAAAUGUAUGUCUCCGUCCUGUCAUCAGUGCUCUGCACAGACGCCAUCCUCAGCUCCUGGCACUUACACGGUGGUUUCAACUCGAACUAGGGAAUCCAAUGCCCCCACCUGACCUGGUGGGCACUGUGUACACACACAUGCAGUGAUGUACAUAAAAAGUUAAGUAAAGCCACCAUGUGGUUGCUGGGAUUUGAACUCAGGACCUUUGGAAGAGCAGUCUGUGCUCUUAACCACUGAGCCAUCUCUCCAGCCCAUCUGAUGCUCUUUUCUGGUGUAUCUGAGGACAGGUACAGUGUACUUAAAUAUAAUAACAAAUCUUAAAAAAAAAAAAAAUUUUAAAAAAAGAAAAAGUUAAAUAAAAAUCUAAAAAAAAACUAUGAGCCCUGGAUGGCACAAAAUUGUGAUCUCAGCACUUAGGACUGAUACACACUGAGCCAAGCCUGCUGAGCAAGUUCCAGGCCAGCCAGGACUGCAUGUUGAACUCAUAGUUCUCUAGAGAAGCUUAAAAGAAAAAAAAAUUUACUAUGCAUAUAGCCUAGUUCCUCCAGUUCCAAGAAUGUCCUAGGCAGAGCUUGAUCUCAUUGCCUUCCAUUGUGAUAUUAAGGGAUCUUCUAUGUAUUUUGAACCUGACACUAAGAAACUACAGAAAACAGUCAGGUGAGGCAGUGCACACUUCUUAUCCCAGCACUCAGGAAGCUGAAGCCAGUAGGCUUUAUAUAAACAUGUUUGUUUGCUUGUUUUUUGUUUUUUUUUUUUUUAAGUUAUCUGAAAGGGCCUCAGAUGUUGCUUUUUGGCCCAGCACACUAGGGGUCAUUUAUAGAUCUCAGAACAGCAAAAGAGCAUGAGAAUAUGCUAAACCUUAGACAACAUUUUAUUUUGUUUUUCAGCCAACACUGGGAGAAACUCCAAACACCAUCAAACCAAUUUUAUUUCUAUAGCAACAUUUUCUCACAUCUGAACCUGAAAAUAAAAGUCACCAGCUCCUGACAGUAAACAAAGGCCUGACCAAAUUACAUUAGACCCUUCAGCAUCCAGCCAUAUGCCCUUCCAUUGGCUCUAGGGACUGCUGCUGGAGACUAUCAGUUAGUUUGAUGGCCAAAACCCUGUUGAACUUCAAAUAAAAUACAGUCAGGUCAUUAAGGAGGGAGCGGGAUUCCAUUCAUGGAAACAUUUUUACCUAUUCAAAUAGAUAAACUGAAUUUCCCUAUCUGUGGUCACCUGACUCCAAGUACCUCAUCUUUUACUAUACCUCAUAGUAGGAGUAUAUGUCAACUGUCACAAAAAACAGUGAAACUAUCAGGAGGGGUGUCCAUCUGCAAUCCCAGCACUUGGCAGGUGGACAAAAGAACACUAGUUUAAGAUUGUCUUUAACCAGCUGGGCAGUGGUGGCGCAUGCCUUUAAUCCCAGCACUUGGGAGGCAGAGGCAGUCGGAUUUCUGAGUUCAAGGCCAGCCUGUUCUACAGAGUGAGCUCCAGGACAGCUAGGACUACACAGAGAAACCCUGUCUCAGGAAAACCAACAAACAAAAAAUAAAAGAUUGUCCUUAACCAUUAGUUUGAGGGCAGACUGGACUUCCUAAGACACCGUCACAAAAAAAAUGCUUGUGAGAUGGCUUAUAGAAUAGACUUGCUGAGUCUUAGAAGAAUCUACACAGUAGAACACUGCUGACUCACACACAUACAGCAAAGCUCCACACCCCUGGUCCUAACAAAACACAAUGUCUACCCCAAGUUCAAAUGAAUAGAAAGACUUGCAAUGCCUAACUGCCACUCUGUGUAGCAGUU
Molecule: messenger RNA, 3593 nt
Organism: Mastomys coucha (southern multimammate mouse)
Lineage: Eukaryota; Metazoa; Chordata; Mammalia; Rodentia; Muridae
Gene: Coq5
Product: coenzyme Q5, methyltransferase
Exons: 7
Coding region: 132-1196 (354 amino acids)
Biological process (GO): ubiquinone biosynthetic process
Molecular function (GO): methyltransferase activity
Source: RefSeq, a predicted model, not a curated record